AUGGGGCGCUGUGGCGCACAUCGGGCCUUCCCCCAGCGCGGUCCCCUUAAGCCGCCCCUCCCCCCGCUGGCGCUGCGCCCCCUGACGGACCGACCCGGCCAUGACCGCCAUGACGGCACCCGCUACGAGGCCGCGCUGCUGUUGGCGGCCGCCGGGGACGCGCUCGGUUUCCGCGCGGGGCUGUGGGAGUACUGCACCGCGGGAGCGCGCAUCCACCGCGAGCUGCGCGCGCUGGGCGGGCUGGGCAGCAUCGAACUGCGCCCCCCCGAGUGGCCGCUGAGCGACGACACCGUCCUGCACCUCGCGACCGCGGAGGGACUGAACAGCGGGCUGGAGGGCGAUGAACUAUUGCAGGAGUUGGCACGGCGCUACGUGGCGGCCAUGGGGGACAUGGAGGGCCGCAAACCGGGACCCAGCAGCAUCCUGGGAACGUCGCAGCUGCGCCCCGGGGAGCCCCAGGGGUACCGCAUCCCCUUCAAUCCCACCGGCACCGGCUGUGGGGCAGCCAUGCGCAGCCUGGCUAUAGGGCUCAGGUACCCACGCCCGGAGGAGUUGCCGAUGCUGAUUAGGGUGAGCAUUGAGAGUGGGCGCAUGACCCACCACCACCCCACAGGGUACCUGGGUGCGUUGGCCGUGGCGCUGUUUGGGGCGCUGGGGGUGCGCGGGGAACCCCCCGAGGUGUGGGGCGCUGAGCUGCUGCGCGUUCUGCCCCAGGCGUGGGAGUACGUGGAGGGUGAAAGGGUGGCCGUGGAGGACAAUGCCGCUGCGUGGGACUUCUUUGGGGACAGCUGGCGCCGGUACCUGGAGUCGCGGGGUCUCCUGGGGGGCGGCAGCGCCCCACAGGUGCCAUCUCUGCCGACGCCGGAGGAGCGCGAUGCUGAGUACGUGCGCUGGGCACUGGGGGGCUGGGCCGGGCGCAGCGGGCACGACGCCCCCAUGGUGGCCCUGGAAGCUCUGCUGGCAGCGGGGGACAGCUGGGAAGAGCUGUGUGCCCGCGCCGUGCUGCACGGCGGCGACAACGACUCCACCGGAACCAUCGCCGCCGGCUGCUGGGGGCUGCGCUGGGGGCUGCAACGCGUCCCCCCCGGCAUGCACCGCCACCUCGAGUACCGCCAGCGCCUCUGCGACGCGGCGCAGCGCCUGCACGCAUUGGCCUGGGGGCACUGAGCGCUGUGUCCGCAGUAAACAUGUGCCACAAUGCAGCGUGUUGGUGUGCGUCCUCAGCGCCCGACCCUGCUACGGGGGCUCUGCAGGGUGUUUGGGGGCUCGUAAGGUCUUUCAGGGGGUCUGGGGGACACUGAGGAGCACUGUGGUGCUUCGAGUGGCACUGGGGGGGCACUGUGAGUCUCUGAGGGGCUUGUUCAGGAAUGUGCAGCAGCGGGCGCAUGCGUAUUGCUGUUGUGGAACUGGAGUUAAAACUGAUGCUUUUUAUUGCCAUUCUGGAACUGCCAAA
Molecule: messenger RNA, 1453 nt
Organism: Coturnix japonica (Japanese quail)
Lineage: Eukaryota; Metazoa; Chordata; Aves; Galliformes; Phasianidae
Source: RefSeq, a predicted model, not a curated record